Messenger RNA from Solanum lycopersicum (tomato), 630 nucleotides. RefSeq lists its product as uncharacterized. NCBI's taxonomy places the organism in Eukaryota, Viridiplantae, Streptophyta, Magnoliopsida, Solanales, Solanaceae. The record is from RefSeq and is a predicted model, not a curated record.
AUGAGCAGCAGACAGAGCAAGGAAGGAAGGGCUACAAUGCUGAUAGUUGACAUGGAUAUCUCAAGGUUGAUGGUCUAUAUGCAACAGGUUGAGGAAGAGAAGCUAAUAGAUAGGGAAGAGUUUAAGAACAAGAGAGCUAAAAUAAGGAAACGAGGGAGCAUAGCACAAGGGGGUGGUAAACCUCCUGCAUGCUCCAAGUGUGGUAGGAACCAUUCAGGUACUUAUCGUAAGGGCUCCACUAGUUGUUUCAAGUGUGUUCAAAAUGGAAAUUUCAUGCGAAAGUGUCCAAAGAACAAGAAGGGAUAUGGUAAUGGGGGCAAUACAACCCAGUCUUCUUCAGUUGCUCCAUUAAACAGAGCUGCACCUAGAGGUACUACUUCUAGUAAUGGUGGAGGAACAAACCACUUAUAUGUUAUCAACAGUCGCCAAGAGGAUUCUCCAGAUACUGUUACUGGUAUGAUCCAAGUCUUUGACCUUACUAUUUAUGCUUUGCUAGAUCCAGAAGCGAGUUUAUAUUUUGUAACUCCAUAUGUUGCUAUGAAUGUUGAUGUUAUUCCUGAGCAACUUAAUGAGUCAUUUAAUGUUUCUACACCUGUUGGUGAGUAUAUUCUAGCAGAUACUCUAUCGUGA